Emiliania huxleyi CCMP1516 is the source of this 510-nucleotide messenger RNA. RefSeq lists its product as hypothetical. The transcript has 3 exons. The record is from RefSeq and is a predicted model, not a curated record. Lineage: Eukaryota; Haptophyta; Isochrysidales; Noelaerhabdaceae. The coding region runs from base 1 to 510 and encodes 169 amino acids.
AUGAGGCGCGUUGCACUUGCCAGUGCUGCCCUGGCCUUCUGUCUGCCCGCCCAAUGGGUGGCAGUUGCCUCUGCUGCUGUGGCAUGCCUCACGGCUGCGACUGGCCGGCGCCUCGGCGCGUCAGCUCGGCUCGGCGUAGCGAUCGUGGCCAGCGCAACUCGCUUGGACUCAACGCUCAGCCAGGAGCUCCCGCACGCGCUGGCGCGAAGCCUCUACAACAAACUCUACAGCAAAAUCGCGCUCUACAUCGCUCUACAUCUGCAUCGCUCUGUCCCGCGCCGAAUGAAACACGGAAAGGAAACAGAGGGGCGAGGAAACCCUUGGACAGGCCAAGUAGGCGCGGGCGCCGCGCUCCUCGCGACCAACCUCCUGCCGACGCCGCUCGCGGCUUUGCGCUCGGACGCCAUCGUGCACGAGACGGAGACGGCCGACACGAUCAUGGGCGAGGCGCAGCAGAAGGACUCGGCCGAGGGCACCACCGCUGGCGGGCGGCGCGUUUCUUGUUUUUGA